Messenger RNA from Sesamum indicum (sesame), 1076 nucleotides. RefSeq names its product Cornichon family protein. NCBI's taxonomy places the organism in Eukaryota, Viridiplantae, Streptophyta, Magnoliopsida, Lamiales, Pedaliaceae. Gene Ontology annotation, biological process: vesicle-mediated transport. The record is from RefSeq and is a predicted model, not a curated record.
GUUCUCUCACCAGACCACCUUUGCCCAUUACUUUAUAGACUGCGCAGUCUGUAAAGCGUGUUAAACUCAAUUAAUAAUUGCUAUGAUUUCAGACCACCUCUGCCCCAAUUACCUUGAUAGUUGAUCCUCUGUUUGAAUGAUCAAAGGAUCCAAGAAUCUUGCAACUGUGCGACAGUAAAUUGUAGUGUUCUUCCCCUCAGAGAGACAGAGAGAGAAGAAGAAGAACACGUAUGGCUUGGGAACCUAUUAUCUGGAUAAUCUUUUCAGUACUUAACCUUGCACUCUUAGGAUUAAACUUUUACCAGUUCCUAGGCUUCUCGGAUUUGGAGGCUGACUAUUUGAAUCCCUAUGAAUUAUCAUCGCGCAUCAACUCUGUGAUUGUUCUUGAGUAUUUAUUGCAUGGGGUAUUCUGCAUUAUGUUUCUCGUGACAGGGCAUUGGGUCAUGUUCCUAGUUUCACUGCCUCCAGCAUACUAUAAUCUGAAGCAGUAUCUAUCAAAGCAGCAUCUUGUUGAUGUCACCGAGGUUUUUAGAGUACUUAAUGCUGAGAAGAAAGUUCGGUUGGUCAAGCUUGGCUUUUACGUGGUGUUCUUUGGUCUAGUCAUUACCAGGCUCGCUUUAUCUGUCGUAUUUGUUGUGUUCGGUGACGACGACGAAGCCAUACACUGGUUUGGUUGACACGCUGAAUUUCAUAACCCGUCAGGUUGAUUCUUCACACGUUCAUAGCACUGUAGCAGUCUGAGAUGAAGUUUCUGAUCAGCUAAUAUGAACAGUGUGUCAAACUCGGUCAACACGGUUAGGCCUUUCGUCGUCUCUAGCUAACUCAGCCAUCGAACGUUCCAUCUCCCCAAAACCGGCUAAUUUUGGUGCCUCCGGAGUUACAUCUUAAGGCAAGAAUUGGUUUCUUGAAUCUUUAAUGUCUUCAGAUGGCUUAUACUUGUAGAUCUUGACACAGAUUUUUUGCACUUUGAUCAUUCUAACCUGCUGUUUUCUCCAAACAACUUGUAAAUUUGAUUGUGAUUUAUGUUGGAAAAUUGAAGUGUUUGAUUGUGAAAGAAGCUUUUCAGAAGGACGAAA